AUGAAGAGAGUCCCAAACCCAGAGUUUAGCCCUCCAUCACAGCCUGGUCUAGACCUGCACAACGCUCCGAUCCCUCAGGGCGGACGAGGAGCCGUGCAGUUUGUGACGCAGUAUCAACAUUCGUCUGGACAGAGGAGGAUACGGGUCACCACUACUGCCAGGAAUUGGGCAGACGCACAGAGUCAGAUCCAGAGCAUCGCCGCGUCCUUCGACCAGGAGGCAGCCGCACUCCUCAUGGCUCGUCUCGCCGUUUACCGAGCAGAGACUGAGGAGGGACCAGACGUGCUGAGGUGGCUGGACCGACAACUCAUCCGCCUGUGUCAGAAGUUCGGAGAUUACCACAAAGACGAUCCCAACUCCUUCCGAUUCUCCGAGACCUUCUCCCUUUACCCUCAGUUCAUGUUCCACCUGCGCCGGUCUCCGUUCCUUCAGGUUUUUAACAACAGUCCAGACGAGAGCAGCUUCUACAGGCACCACUUCAACCGACAAGACCUGACACAGGGCCUGAUCAUGGUGCAACCAGUUCUCUACGCUUACUCCUUCAGUGGACCCCCGGAGCCGGUUCUGUUGGACUCCAGUUCGAUUCUUCCAGACAGAAUCCUCCUCAUGGACACGUUCUUCCAGAUCCUUAUCUACCACGGAGAGACUGUGGCUCAGUGGAGAAAGGCCAAGUACCAAGAGAUGCCAGAGUACGAGAACUUCAAACACCUGCUGCAGGCACCAGUGGACGACGCCCAGGAGCUCCUGCACACACGGUUCCCCAUGCCUCGCUACAUUGACACGGAGCAUGGAGGAAGUCAGGCUCGGUUCCUGCUCUCCAAAGUGAACCCCUCCCAGACCCACAACAACAUGUACACGUGGGGCCAGGAAUCCGGAGCCCCCAUCCUCACGGACGACGUCAGUCUGCAGGUUUUCAUGGAUCACCUGAAGAAGCUUGCCGUAUCCAGCGCCGCAUAG
Molecule: messenger RNA, 957 nt
Organism: Knipowitschia caucasica
Lineage: Eukaryota; Metazoa; Chordata; Actinopteri; Gobiiformes; Gobiidae
Source: the annotation of a GenBank genome assembly